UAUGGGUCAAACCAAUAUGAGUCAAACCUGUCGGUGGCCACCUGGCGGUAGUAAUGUGCAUCGCAGGCCACCAGGAGCGAAGGUGUUAGUAAUUAACCCGUUUGCGGUGGAUCAAGAGAACAACGACACGAACUAGAGGCUGAACUUCAGACUGUGCUGUUUUGUUUCUGCAACUUUCGGUCAAUGACAUAUGGGUCACUAAGAUGAUUGUGUUCAAUAUUAGACCAUAAAUUGAUCUAUCAGCUAUCAAGUUUGAUCCACACGUGGUAGACUUCAGGUAAACAAGUUGGAAAGUGUUUAUGCCUGCUGAAGUGAAGGUUCUUCCUACAACACCAUUCACACAAGGAAAGAAAAACAAGAUUGAAGAAGGGUGAAGAACUCAUCCGUUAUUAAAGGCCUUAAAUAUGAUCUGACGAAAGCCAGAACCUUCACAGUAACGGAAGUUACGGUAAACUGCAGUUGGAUUAGAGGCUCUGCCUGGAACAUGGAUGCUUUUGAGGGUCUCCACAGUGUCCAGCUGUCCUCCUCUCCGCCUGCCUCCGCCUGCAACCCUGGGUAUGAAGUACUAGUCUCAGCUGGGUCUGGUGUCCAGGUGUACUCCAACGCUACGUUCUAUGGAAAACCCAGUGUUCUGGAGCAUACACGGCGAAGAGGGAGAGAUAAAUAUCACUCCUACCGAGAGGAGACUAAAGAGGAGAGGUGUGAGGUUGGAAGGUUGGUAGACCUGGAUCCCGGUCCGAGCCCCCGGGUGGACGGCGGUGGGCCGGCUGACCCAGGUUUCACCAGGCCCCAGGAGGGAGCUGUUACCCAGGCCCGGAGCCGGGGCAGGGAGGGCAGCAGGCUGGAGGGUGCUACCCAGCUGGAGGUUGCCCUGGGCGGGGAGCAUGAGGACAACGUGUCCCGCCUCCGGAGCUCUUCCCUGGAGAUCAGAGAGAAGGGAUCAGAGAUCCUACGGGAACAACUGGAUGCUGCACAGAAGGAGCUGAAGCUGAAGGAUAAGGAGUGUGAGCGUCUGUCACUGAUCAGAGAUCAGCUGGAGCAGGAGCUGGAAGAGCUCACUGCCAGUCUAUUUGAGGAAGCUCACAAGAUGGUGCGGGAAGCCAACGUGAAACAAGCCGCAGCAGAGAAGCAGCUGAAGGAGGCUCAGGGCAAGAUUGAUGUCCUUCAGGCGGAGGUGUCAGCCCUGAAGACCAUGGUCCUAACCUCCACCCCGUCUUCCCCUAAUCGCCAGGCCCACCCUCAGCUCCUCUCCCCGGGCACCAGGUCCAAGGGGGCCGGCCCCCGCCAUGGAGGAGGACACACGCGCAACAAGAGCGCCAGCUGGGCCUUGCCAUUGGCCCCUGGUGGGAACUUAGACUCGCACUCCUUGCAGCCAGUCAGAGAGGACAAAGAGCCUACGGUUCCUGCACUACUCUCUCUGAUUUUGUGUCUGGUUCCGGGCCACUCAAUCUCUGUGACCUAUGAACCCUACUGGGCAGAGAAGGGGGAGGGGCCACGCUCUCUCAGCCGACAGAUGGACAACGUGCUGUAUGCAGAGUUCCUGUCCUGGAAAGACAGACCUAGUCUGGACAGAACAUCAGCCUUCCUGGGCCGUAUCUACAGAGAGGACAUCGGCCCCUGUCUCUCCUUCACCAAAUCUGAGUUGUCUCAGUCGGUGCAGAAUGCAGUGGAGAACAACUCGCUGACCAUCGAGCCGGUGGCCGUGUCUGCUUUACCCGUGGUCAAAGCCAACGCCAUAGAGUGUGGCGGGCCCAAUGGCCUGAGAGCAGCAGUAGAGACGAAGUGUGCGUUGAGCGGUGUGUCCCGGUCCUGUAAGCACCGCAUCAAACUUGGAGACAGAGAGAGUUACUACCACAUCUCUCCCUCCAGCAGGGCACGGAUAACAGCGGUGUGUAAUUUCUUCACCUAUAUCCGCUACAUACAGCAGGGCCUGGUCAGACAUGAUGCGGAACAGAUGUUCUGGGAAGUGACGCGUCUACGGCGGGAGAUGACUGUGGCCAAGCUGGGCUUCUACCUCACAGACACAGACCAGGGAUAGAAGACAGACAAGAGGAGACAUCACCGUUAGCCCUGGGUCAUGUUCAUUAGGGCACACCGUAGCAACAAACAAAAAAAACGUUGUGCUUGAUAGAACGUUUUUUUUUUUUUUUUGCAAGCGCUUCGUAUUGGACAAGUUCAAGAUAUUACCACCCGUUUAGGGACGCUUUCUUCCGUUUUCAUGCCUACUGAACACGACCCUGGGCUUAGAAAGACAAGAGAUACCAAUCAGCUGUACAGAGACACAAGAUCACCCGUACCCCUUUUUACACUGUCCUGAUAAUCCAACCCAAUAAUCCACUGGGCUGGUUUGGCUCAGUAGUGUGAAAAGGCCUCAGCUGGCCACGGUGAACACAGAAACCAGAUCACGGAUCUUAUUGAGUAGGAGAGCCAUUUUCAAGUGUGUCUGACGAGGGAAGCAGAAAUGCUACAGCAAAUAUGACAUCAUUUAGCGAUUAGAUUAGAUUAGAUUCGAUUAGAUUAGCCUCGUAACAAAUCAGCCCGAUCUGACGAGCUACACUGUAGCGGAAAAAAACAUUUGUAGCAAAACAGAAUGUAAGCUUGUGAGAUCAGUAGAGUUCGUACGAUGCUAGCAGUUAGAGCUAUGUACUUUAUAAACUAGCACAAUAUUAUAACACAACCACAAAGACAUACAAUGAAUAGCAUCUUUUAAAAGGACAGUAGCGUAUAUGUGAAAAUGUAUCAAUAUACCAUAGAAACUCUUGUUAUUACUACGUAAAAUUGACAAGUGGUUACACAGCUGAUCUUAGUUGGCACAGAUUGAAACUAUAUACGCAUGUGUCAUGCUGCCACGGAAACACUAAUAUGGGUUUAAUCCUAACUGGUCAGGUUAAUCACACAGAUGUUUUUAAGUUGGAGUUCUGACCAAUAGAGAACUAUGCUGCUCACUUUUCAUUCUAACAGCUGUCAUGUGGUACCUGUGUACCAGUCCUGCAUGUUGUCUCAUCUCCUCUCACCUUAACGACCAGACUACGUACGUCUCGUCUCCUCUCACCUUAACAACCAGACUACGUGCGUCUCGUCUCCUCUCACCUUAACAACCAGACUACGUGCGUCUCGUCUCCUCUCACCUUAACAACCAGACUACGUGCGUGCUGUCGUCUCCUCUCACCUUAACGACCAGACUACGUGCGUCUCGUCUCCUCUCACCUUAACAUUAACGACCAGACUACGUGCGUGCUGUCGUCUCCUCUCACCUUAACAACCAGACUACGUGCGUGCUGUCGUCUCCUCUCACCUUAACAACCAGACUACGUGCGUGCUGUCGUCUCCUCUCACCUUAACGACCAGACUACGUACGUGCUGUCGUCUCCUCUCACCUUAACGACCAGACUACGUGCGUGCUGUCGUCUCCUCUCACCUUAACGACCAGACUACGUGCGUGCUGUCGUCUCCUCUCACCUUAACGACCAGACUACGUGCGUGCUGUCGUCUCCUCUCACCUUAACGACCAGACUACGUACGUCUCCUCUCACCUUAACAACCAGACUACGUACGUGCUGUCGUCUCCUCUCACCUUAACAACCAGACUACGUACGUGUUGUCGUCUCCUCUCACCUUAACAACCAGACUACGUACGUCUCCUCUCACCUUAACAACCAGACUACGUACGUGUCGUCUCCUCUCACCUUAACAACCAGACUACGUACGUCUCCUCUCACCUUAACAACCAGACUACGUACGUCUCGUCUCCUCUCACCUUAACAACCAGACUACGUACGUGCUGUCGUCUCCUCUCACCUUAACAACCAGACUACGUACGUGCUGUCGUCUCCUCUCACCUUAACAACCAGACUACGUACGUGCUGUCGUCUCCUCUCACCUUAACAACCAGACUACGUACGUGUUGUCUCGUCUCACCUUAACAACCAGACUAUGUACGUGCUGUCGUCUCCUCUCACCUUAACAACCAGACUACGUACGUGCUGUCGUCUCCUCUUAACAACCAGACUACGUACGUGCUGUCGUCUCCUCUUAACAACCAGACUACGUACGUCUCGUCUCCUCUCACCUUAACAACCAAACCACCCAUUACGUUGCCUUAACCCUGAUAGAUUAUUGCACUACGUUGUAAAUGCCUUGCAUGGCUUAUAUAGGAAAGACACCUCGACUGAGAAUGGGUUAUGGAAGGGAAGUAUUCACUCAGGGUGGAUUUAAAAAAAUAAAUAGCGGAGUCUGUUUUAGUACAAACCAGUUCAGAAGUUGUGUGUGUUGCAGGUACACGAAGUAAAAGCAGUGAUCUGAAAUAUCCUCGUCUUCACUCUGGAUACUGUGACCGCUUAGCAACGACUAUCCUAGAAAUUAAGAAUACAGUUUUAACAUAACGGAGUUCUAAACCAAUCGUAGACGACUAAGCAAUACGUUUUUUUUUCUGUUUUUUUUUUCUUCCUCCCUGAUACCACCAAUUUUUAUUCACAGCUUUAAAAUAACUAGUUUUGGGAGAGAAAACAGUUGUAAAUGAUUGCAGUGUGUUAUGCUCAACCUUAGUUGUAAAUCGCACUCCUGUAAAAUGGUAUUGAAAUUGCACUCCAGGUCGUGUAUGAUAAAUGAUGUUUAAAGCCAAUACGUGACCAUGAAUUGUGUCGCUUUGCGUGGAUACAUAGCCAACAGUGUGUACAGGGGGUGUGUUUGUGCUAAAACACUAUAGUGUUGAUAUUAGCCAUAUCCUGCAUGAACAUAUAUUUAUCAAACUUUUAAAUGAAGAAUUAUCGGAAGAUUAAAUUAAAGCUUUGUUCUUACAUCCGC
Oncorhynchus gorbuscha (pink salmon) is the source of this 4803-nucleotide messenger RNA. RefSeq names its product guanine nucleotide exchange factor for Rab-3A-like. The record is from RefSeq and is a predicted model, not a curated record. Gene Ontology annotation, biological process: exocytosis. The coding region runs from base 485 to 2038 and encodes 517 amino acids. NCBI's taxonomy places the organism in Eukaryota, Metazoa, Chordata, Actinopteri, Salmoniformes, Salmonidae. Gene Ontology annotation, cellular component: Golgi to plasma membrane transport vesicle. The transcript has 13 exons. Gene Ontology annotation, molecular function: guanyl-nucleotide exchange factor activity.